AUGGAAACAAAGAAAGGUUGUGGAUGUCCCAUUACUCUGAAAUAUUAUGAUGAUUAUGCCCAAGCAAACCACUUCAAUCUCCUUCUUCCUCAAGGAAAUUGUUGUAAUGCUCCCCCCCCUGAAAAUAAACCAUCCUCAGUGGUAAUAGAUUUGGAUAAUAUUGAACAAUCGUAUGCUUCAGCUGUCAAACAAAGUUCAAAAACAUGUCCUCCAACCAAAGUAUCCUCAACAACAACUAACACUAUGAAGCAGUCCCCCCAAACUCAGCCCACUAAACAAACAAAAGGAAACUUAUCAAGUACAGAUACUGCAGCCAAAAAAUCAUCUUCAUCUUGUAGUAGUAUUGAUUCUGCUAAACAGCCAUCACAAGCUACUUAUUUCAAACAAAGAUCUCCAACAUCGACUAAAGCCAAUCAUAAACAGCCAACCACAGCAAAGCAAACAUCUGCAACUUUUGAAGCCACACAGCCAUCACAACCCCAGAAAAACUUUGUUAAACAAUCAUUCCCAGCACCUAUAAAUGGAACAACUCCUAAAACCAAUUUUGCAAUGGAAUCAUCAGAAGACCCUGCUCCAAAGGCAAAAAAUCCAUCUCCAGCUACUAAAACUACCACAACUCAACCUAGCUCCGUCUCCACUUCUUCAAAACAACCCCAUGCCACUCCUAACUUUGACAACAUGGAUAUAAAAGCCAUCAAAGAGUUCAUUUCAGCAAGGGGUGUUCAAGUUUCCAAUUACCGCAAGCCCCAACUUAUUGAGCUGGCUAAAGCAAUUGCUAGUAUGGACCUUCCCAUUGAUCCUGAUUUUGAAAAUUGUUCUAUUGAUGAAUGCUUGAUUAGACGCCUUACUUUACCUGCAGGACUUAAAAUUCCAGAUCCUUUUCAAAUGUCAUCCUUGUCUCAUGACUUCUCACAGCUGCCUCCAUUUGGACUGAUGGACAUUUUCAAUCACUUGAUAAUGAGUAAAACUGAUUACGACAAAGCUAUGCUGUCCUCUUGGCGUUCAUUUGAAGAAUAUAAUUUAUGUUUAAAUGGCCAUGUUCAAAGCCUUGGUGUAAAGACUGUGCAAGAUCUUGAUGGCAGUACUUAUUUUGUGUUUGUGGCAGGGGUUAUACCAACACAGAAAGAAAAAACACAAGAGGGUGAAAAGUAUUAUAGACUAUGGUUUGUGCUUGAUUCAAAUGGUUCUGUGUACUCUGCAUUCUGCAGAUGUAAGGGUGGAGCUGAUCAAGGAUGCAGACACUUGGGUGCGACAUUGUUUGAGCUUGAUGAUUUUCUUUCCAAUCAAAGAAAGUCUGUCACCUCUGUGUCUGCAUAUUGGAACCCAAAACCCACACCCAAGAACAAACCAGUACCUCUUUUAGAAAUGAAAGUAUCACAUGGUCAUGGAAAGAGAAACAAAAGAAAAGUAACAGCACAAGAUGACUCUUGGAUUGACUCUUUUGAUCCCAGGCCAAUGAAACACAGGAAUGAAAUAACUUUAAAUGAAAAAUUGGAAUUUGCACAAAAACUAAGAAAAAUUGAUCCCUUUUCUGGGAUUCUUGAUUUCUUACCAGCUCCAAUAACCUCUGAUGACAAUGAUGACAGUCAGCAAUCUGAAUAUAAUAUUUCACAUCUGUCUAUCAUGUCCCAAGCUAAAAAGUAUAUUGAGGCAAAUGUUGACAAUACUUCAGAGUCAAACCUUUCUGAUGUUGCUGAAGAAUUUCUUAAAGUGCUGACCUUUUCAAACAGUGACAGAGAAAAUAUCAACAAAGCCACUCAGGGUCAGCACCAAAGGAAAACAUGGCAUGAGAUGAGGCAUCUUUUAGUGACAGGAAAAACUAUUAAAGCACUUUAUACUCGACAAAAUACUAUAGAAAAAAAUCCUCUAACUGAUGUAUCCCUCACUGUAAAAAAUUUCAUCACACAAAAAGAAUAUAAGGAAAAUCAAAGAUACCCUGAUGCCAUAGAGUAUGGCAUAAAAGAAGAAAGUAAUGCAAAAUUUUACUACUCUAAAGUUUGUGAGAAACAGCAUAGUGCCUUUAAACUUGAAGAGCCUGGUCUUCUUUUAAGUACAGAAUACUCAUGGCUAGGUGCUAGCUUAGAUGGCAUUAGAAAAUGUUCAUGUUGUAAUCCUGCUGUGGUGGAAUUUAAAUGCCCUUUUAAUGGAAAAGACCUGGACCCCAAAAAUGCUUUUCUGUUACCUAGUGUCGGUGGGGUAAAAGAUAAAGAUGGGAACUUCUCCCUUGAUAAUAACCACUUGCACUAUUUUCAAGUUCAAACUUACAUGGCAGUUUCAGGUUAUAACACUUGUGAAUUUGUGACUUACACCAGUAAGGGUAUACAUGUAGUAAAAGUUAAUUUCAAUGCUGAUUUCUGGAAAACUGUUGUGACAAAAGUUAAUAAGUUUUAUUGUAAACAAAUAGUUCCUUCCAUUCUCCUGGAAGCAUUUAAGAGCCUUAAACAGUAA
This is a messenger RNA of Porites evermanni, 2448 nucleotides long. The record is from the annotation of a GenBank genome assembly. Lineage: Eukaryota; Metazoa; Cnidaria; Anthozoa; Scleractinia; Poritidae.